UUCGAUGACUCCUAAUAGUUAUCGCCAGAUGUACUAAUACACAACAAAUCACGGUCCGGGAGAGGGGGAGAGCAAAUGAGUUCCUAUUUUGUGAAUCCCACUUUCCCGGGGAGCCUGCCCGGGGGCCAGGACUCCUUCCUCGGGCAGAUCCCCCUGUACCCGACGGGCUAUGAUGCUCUCAGGCAUUUUCCGGCUUCGUACGGGGCAAGCAGCCUGCAGGACAAGACUUACACCUCACCUUGUUUCUACCAACAGUCCAACACCGUCAUUGCUUGCAGUCGGGCUUCCUAUGAGUACGGAGCCUCUUGUUUUUAUUCGGACAAGGACAUUAGUAGCGCCUCUCCUUCCGGCAGUGGCAAACAGAGGGGGCCCGGGGACUACCUGCACUUUUCUCCCGAUCAACAAUACAAAACCAGCGGCGGCCAAGCCAAAAUUAUAAAUGACGAAGGCACCGACCGGAAGUACACGAGCCCUGUUUACCCCUGGAUGCAGCGGAUGAACUCCUGCGCUGGUACAGUAUAUGGAACACAUGGGAGACGAGGGAGGCAAACUUACACCAGAUACCAAACGCUAGAGUUAGAGAAGGAAUUUCAUUUUAACAGAUACUUAACCCGAAGACGACGUAUUGAGAUUGCAAACGCUCUCUGCCUUACUGAACGCCAGAUUAAAAUAUGGUUUCAAAACAGGCGGAUGAAAUGGAAAAAGGAAAACAAAUUCAUAAAUUCCACACAGCCCAGCAGCGAAGAAACAGAGGAAAAGUCAGGGGAGUAGAACCACGUUUAAUAAACGCUACCAGGCCUUUCCUUAGCGCUUACUACUACUAUUAUUAUUAUUAUUAUUUACCUUGUGUUCCUUCUGCUACUGAAAUCCUAUAGGUUUGUCACAGUCUAUUAAUCCCCAAAAGGCUUGGUUAAAAGAUGUAUAUUUGCAAUCAUCUGUGACUUACCCUAA
Molecule: messenger RNA, 951 nt
Organism: Serinus canaria (Common canary)
Lineage: Eukaryota; Metazoa; Chordata; Aves; Passeriformes; Fringillidae
Gene: HOXA6
Product: homeobox A6
Exons: 2
Coding region: 76-771 (231 amino acids)
Biological process (GO): regulation of transcription by RNA polymerase II; anterior/posterior pattern specification
Cellular component (GO): nucleus
Molecular function (GO): RNA polymerase II cis-regulatory region sequence-specific DNA binding; DNA-binding transcription factor activity, RNA polymerase II-specific
Source: RefSeq, a predicted model, not a curated record